AGGUGGGAAGCGAAACGAGGCUGUGAGGCCGGUGCGGAGAGUCUUGACAAGGGAUUUGUACUCAUCGAACCAAUAGUCUACUCCUCCUCCUAAAGUGCACACACACACAGUGAUCGCUUUGCGGAAGAGCUGGAUACCUGUAAGAAAACAACGUCUGUUUUGUAAUAACCAGUGCUGGACACGAACAAUUGUGCGUUUUUACGCAUUCCUUCCUCGCGUUUGUUAUUCUGUUAUAUUCGAUCGAUAGUCGUCGGUUUUGAAAUGUUUUGCACCAGCAUCCACAAGCAGUAUUGAAAUUCGCUGUUGUGAACUCAAGAGUGGAGGCCAGGAUACCCACCACUACAAUUCUGCCGUGUUUUUAGUUUUUUUUUCUUUCUGUAUUGUCUCCUGGAAUAAUUUUUGCCUUCUCCAUUUUUGUCGUAAUGCAAGUUGAACGUUUGCAAUAGUCCUUGAUCACUUUAAUCCGAUGACAGACUGAAAUUGGUGCAUUUUUGUGCAUCUUGAAAUCUGCAAAUUGAUCGCGAUUACUGGAUCCAGAAUUUACAUUGUGGUUUGCUGAUCUGAGGGAGACGCUUGCAAGUGUAGCCCUCCCGCCUCCACGAUGCUCUUCCACGGGCUCCCCGGAGGCGAGAUGCAGGGGGUCAUCGACGAGAUGGACCGGAGGGUGAAGGGCGAAUCUACCGCCAUCAGUUCGGCUAUAGACAUGGGGGAAACUGAGCCGAGUAUGACGUCCAUCAACAGCGACCGUGUGGCCUUGUGCGCGGGAUGCGGGGGAAAGAUAUCUGACCGCUACUACUUGCUCGCGGUGGACAAACAGUGGCACAUGCGCUGUCUCAAGUGCUGCGAGUGCAAACUCAACCUCGAGUCCGAGCUUACCUGUUUUAGUAAAGACGGCAGCAUCUAUUGCAAAGAAGAUUACUACAGCAGGAGGUUUUCCGUCCAGAGGUGCGCCCGGUGCCAUCUCGGGAUAUCGGCGUCGGAGAUGGUCAUGCGGGCGAGGGACUUGGUCUACCACUUGAACUGUUUCACCUGUACUAGCUGUAACAAAAUGCUCACGACUGGAGACCACUUCGGAAUGCGGGACAGUCUUGUGUACUGCCGGCUCCACUUUGAGACACUCAUACAAGGGGAAUAUCAAGCGCAUUUCAAUCACGCGGGGAAUGUAGCCUCGGGCAAAGGACUUGGCGAGAGCGGCACGGGCAACUCGCUGGGGAUGCCGUAUUACAACGGCGUCGGUACGGGACAGAAAGGAAGGCCGAGGAAAAGGAAAAGUCCCGGGCCUGGAGCAGAUCUGGCGGCUUACAACGCAGCGUUAAGUUGUAACGAGAAUGACGGGGACCACCUGGACCGAGACUCCCACUACUCCUCCAGCUCCAAGUCCAAGCGUAUGCGCACCUCCUUCAAACACCACCAGCUGAGGACCAUGAAAUCCUACUUUGCCAUCAACCACAAUCCGGACGCCAAGGACCUGAAACAGUUGGCCCAGAAGACAGGUCUCACCAAACGGGUGCUGCAGGUUUGGUUCCAAAACGCCCGGGCCAAGUUUAGACGGAACCUCCUACGUCAGGAGAGCACAGGGAUGGACAAGGUGUCGGAUGGGUCCACUCUACCAGGGGGGUCGCCUUCGGGCCCUCACUCCGAGCUCUCCAACGCCUCAAUGAGUCCUUCCAGCACCCACACCGCCCUCACGGACCUGACCAGCCCCUCUAUUCCGUCGGUUAACCAUGUACUGACCGCCGUGCCGGGGGGCAUGGACCCACACGACUCCAUGAGUAUGAGUCCUUCCCAGACCACCCUUACCAGCCUCUUCUGAUAUCACCCACCCCCACCCCACCCCACCCCAUCCCA
This is a messenger RNA of Coregonus clupeaformis (lake whitefish), 1848 nucleotides long. Its product is annotated as LIM/homeobox protein Lhx2-like. The transcript is spliced from 6 exons. Gene Ontology annotation, cellular component: nucleus. Gene Ontology annotation, biological process: regulation of transcription by RNA polymerase II; neuron differentiation. The record is from RefSeq and is a predicted model, not a curated record. Gene Ontology annotation, molecular function: RNA polymerase II transcription regulatory region sequence-specific DNA binding; DNA-binding transcription factor activity, RNA polymerase II-specific. Lineage: Eukaryota; Metazoa; Chordata; Actinopteri; Salmoniformes; Salmonidae. The coding region runs from base 602 to 1813 and encodes 403 amino acids.